CUCCCUAUCAUCUCUCCUCUCCCUUUCCCCCUUCGCCCGCCGCUGGCUGUCCCCCUCCCCCCCCCACCCCCAGUAGCACCAUGUCCAAACCCUCUUUCCUCGUUCUCGGCGGUGUCGGCUUCAUCGGCCGCAACUUCGUCACCCACCUCGUGGAGAAUGACCUUGCCUCGGAGAUCCGCGUCGUGGACAAGGCCCUCCCCGCCACUUCCUUCAUGAACGCUCGCCACAAGGCCGCCUUCGAGAAGGUCGAGUUCAAGCAGGCCAACCUGUCGGUCCCGGCCUCCAUCACCGCCUCCUUCGACAAGGAGGGCGGCGACUUCGACUAUGUCAUCAACCUGGCCGGCGAGACCAAGUACUCCCAGAGCGAGGCCAUCUACGAGGAGCGUGUCUUCAACCUGACCGUCAACUGCGCCAAGGAGGCCGCUGCCCGCAAGGUCAAGAAGUUCAUCGAUGUUUCCACCGCCCAGGUGUACGACGCCGGCAAGUCUCCUUCCGAUGAGAAUGGCAAGAUCAAGCCCUGGACUGCCAUUGCCUCCUACAAGUACAAGGCCGAGCAGGCCAUCAAGCAGAUCCCCGGUCUCAACUAUGUCAUCCUCCGCCCCGCCAUCGUCUAUGGCCCGGCCGACAUCUCCGGUCUCACCCCCCGGCUGGUCGUUGGUGCCGUGUACAAGCAGCUGGGCGACGAGAUGAAGCUCCUCUGGACCAAGGACCUGCUCAUGAACACCGUGCACGUCGAUGACGUUUGCCGCGCCAUCCUCCUUGUCUGCGAGAAGGCCCCCGCCGGGAAGAUUUACAACCUGGCCGACACCGGCGCCACUGACCAGGAGAAGAUCACCUCCCUGGUGUGCAAGAUCUUCGGCAUCAAGAGCUCCUACCACGGGUCCAUUGUGUCCAACCUGGCCAAGCUCAACCUCGACUCUGCCACCGAGGAGGGCAACGAGAAGCACCUGCAGCCCUGGUCCGAGCUCUGCAAGGCCGAGCAGAUCACCAGCACCCCGCUCUCGCCGUACCUGGACAAGGAGCUGCUUUCCAACAAUGCUCUCUCCAUCGAUGGCAGCCUCAUCUGCAAGGAGCUCGGCUUCUCCUACUCCCAUCCCGUGGUCACGGAGGAGCUGCUGCGCGAUGUCCUCCGCCUGGCCAUCGAGACCCGUCUCUUCCCCAAGGGUGCUCUGAGCAUGUAAGCGGCGCGAGUGAGCACGUGGCGGCCAGGAUGCAGUGGCCCCGGGCCCCAGGGCGGGGGUGGACUCCGUGUGUGUGUAUGUGUGUGUGUG
Messenger RNA from Fonticula alba, 1271 nucleotides. RefSeq lists its product as hypothetical. The transcript is spliced from 4 exons. The record is from RefSeq and is a predicted model, not a curated record. The coding region runs from base 81 to 1181 and encodes 366 amino acids. NCBI's taxonomy places the organism in Eukaryota, Rotosphaerida, Fonticulaceae.